AUGAGUUAUGUUCAAGAAAAUAUUGUUCAUAAGAUGACUUCAGAGCUUAUGCAAGGAACUUGCUUGAGUUCUUUUGCAUUUGAAAAUCAGGCUCAUGAAAUUUUUUGCUGUCAAUGUGGAGUACCAAUAUCUCCAAAUUUAUCAACAAUGUGUAUAGAUUGUAUUAAAACUGGUAUUGAUAUUACUGAGGGAAUAUCUAAAGAAAGUAUAUUGUAUUCUUGUCGAGAAUGUGGAAAAUUUUUGCACCUUCAGAAUCAAUGGUUAUCUGUUCAGAUGGAAAGUAAAGAGUUCUUAUCUCUUUGUUUAAAGAAAAUUCGUGGUUUAAACAAAGUUAGGUUGAUAGAUGCAUUCUUUAUAUGGACAGAGUCGCAUUCUCGAAGAGUUAGAAUUAAGGUGACCAUACAAAAAGAAGUAAUGGUAUCUACAAUUUUGCAGCAGACGUUCGAAAUAAAAUAUACUGUAAUGUAUCAGCAAUGCCCUGAUUGUUUCAGGAUGUAUUCUGCUCAUACAUGGAAGGCUCUUGUGCAGGUUAGACAGAAAGUUAAUCAUAAAAGAACUUUUUUAUAUCUUGAACAACUUAUUUUAAAACACUCUGCUCAUAAAGAUGCUUCAAGCAUUAAGGAGAUCAAAGAUGGUCUUGAUUUCUAUUAUUUAAAUAGAAAUCAUGCUAUUAAGUUGGUAGAAUUUCUUAGUACUGUAGUACCAGUGAAAAUUAAGAAAAGUGAAGAGCUAAUAUCUACUGACGUUAAAUCGAAUAUUAGUAGUUAUAAAUUUACGUAUUCUGUAGAGAUUGUUCCUAUCUGUAAGGAUGAUUUGAUAUGCUUGCCUAAAGAGUUGGCUAAAUCUUUGGGAAAUUUAGAACAGCUGGUUCUGUGUUACAAAGUAGGAAAUUCUAUUCAUGUUAUUGAUCCAAGAAAUCUUCAAAUUGGUAAUAUUAUUCCAGCUAUAUAUUGGAAAUUUCCUUUUUUUUCUCUUUGCGAUGUUAAAGAUUUGGUAGAAUUUGUUGUUUUGGAUGUUGAAUUAGUUGGACCAGUUAGUGGCAAAUUUGUAUUAGCAGAAGUCUUGGUUAUUCGGUCAUCUGAUUUGGGUUUAAAUAAUUCAUAUUUUGUUCAUAGUCAUCUGGGUUCUAUUUUAAAAGCGGGUGAUACCGUUUUGGGAUAUUAUCUUGAAAAUUUAAAUUUUAAUAAUUUAACUUUUGAGGCUUAUCAAGAAACAUGUGCUUAUGUUCCAGAGGUUAUUUUGGUAAAAAAAAGUUAUCAGAGUAAAAGAAAGAAAAGUAGAACAAGAAAUUGGAAACUUAAAAGUUUUUUUGGAAAAGAAAGAAGUGAAAUUAAUGAAAAAAAACAUGAUCAUACAUGUUCUGAAGAAGAUUAUGAACGUUUCCUGCAAGAUCUUGAAGAAGAUAUUGAGCUUCGUCAAAAUGUGAAUUUGUAUAAAACAAAAACAAAUUGUAAAAAAAUAUCUAUGAAUGUGGACAUCGAAGAUGAAACGGAAAGUAGUGAUGAAUUUCCUGAAAUAGACGUUAAUGAAUUAAUUGAUGAAAUUGAGGAAAUGAAUAUUUCUUCUGAAGAAAUGUAA
Pneumocystis murina B123 is the source of this 1578-nucleotide messenger RNA. RefSeq lists its product as hypothetical. The coding region runs from base 1 to 1578 and encodes 525 amino acids. The transcript is spliced from 11 exons. Lineage: Eukaryota; Fungi; Ascomycota; Pneumocystomycetes; Pneumocystales; Pneumocystaceae. Gene Ontology annotation, biological process: ribosomal large subunit export from nucleus. Gene Ontology annotation, molecular function: ribosomal large subunit binding. Gene Ontology annotation, cellular component: cytoplasm; nucleus. The record is from RefSeq and is a predicted model, not a curated record.